ACAGAAUUUAUGUAUUCCCUCUUUGAAGGUUUAAAGAAACUGACAAAAAUCUUUUACAAAGAAUUUGAACCACUGCAAAGAAAAUUGAAUAAAGAAAAAGUGAACUAUAGAAGGAAUUUUGGUGGCGGAGGGGAAAAGGGCGACUCAAAUGGCGGUUGCAAACGCCGCUCACGGUGGCUAUUUUCCCUCCAAAAUUCAUUCUUUGCCACCACCGCUCAAAGUAACCGGCCAAAUCAAACAGCCUUCGCCACCCCCACCGAUAUAUAUAUCCACUAAUCCAUCCCACGUGAAUCUGCAUCAUCUAAAAGACCUCUACACCUUCUGCAACCACUCCUGCCACCGCUUCCCUAUCGUGGACGCCACGGGCAGAGUCGAGGCCGUUGAUGCUGGCAAGCUCCGUACCGCCAUUUUCCACAGCUCCGUCGUCGUUUCGGUCUUCACCAAGCCCGAAUUUUUAACAACGCAUUCUUCUCCAGUGGAAGUGUCAAAUUUGAUGGGCAUUGGUGGAGACUGGAUCAAAAGAGUGACGCCAGUGACGCCUGAUAAUGGGCAGUUGAUAGGGUUUGGUCGCGCUGUUUCGGAUUUUGGAUUGACUGCUUCUAUCUAUGAUGUCAUGGUUCUGCCUGCUCUACAAGGUAGAGGAAUUGGCCGAAUGAUAGUUCAGAAAAUUGUAAGAAUGCUGACGAACAGAGACAUAUAUGAUAUAGCUGCUCUCUGCUCCGAUAACGAAAGGUUAUUCUUUAGAGCAUGUGGAUUUGGAGACGAUAUAUUGGGAUCGACCACAAUGAUGUACACAAGGAAUUCUAGCUAUUCCAUUGAUGAGGAGACAUUAGCCAUUGGUAGAAAGCAAUUGUUAGUCCCCCCUCUAAGAAAACUCUUAAAAUCAUAAUCCGUUCGCCAAUCCUCAUUAUGAUGCCAUGUUGUGCUGCCAUUGAUUCCGUCCUUGAGCAACUUAAAUGGAAUAUGAUGCUUUCAUUAGUAUUGGGCCGAUCAAAAUUUCAUCUUGAAAUUUGGCGUGAUCAAGAUUUCACCUUCUAGGCAAUCCAAUGUGAAAGACAUGGCAGUAAAAAUGUUAGGCCUCUGUUAAUAAUUUUGCAAUGUUUAUGCACAAAUUUGUGGAGAAGUUACUGUUCAUGAGACAUACUCUUUUAGCAUGUAUGUUAUGGUGGACUGCAUAUUAUUGGACAGUUGAAGAAAGAAAAACAAACCUAAAAUUUGGUUAA
This is a messenger RNA of Olea europaea var. sylvestris, 1223 nucleotides long. RefSeq lists its product as uncharacterized. Gene Ontology annotation, biological process: UDP-N-acetylglucosamine biosynthetic process. Lineage: Eukaryota; Viridiplantae; Streptophyta; Magnoliopsida; Lamiales; Oleaceae. Bases 149 to 889 code for a protein of 246 amino acids. Gene Ontology annotation, cellular component: Golgi apparatus; endoplasmic reticulum-Golgi intermediate compartment; endoplasmic reticulum. The record is from RefSeq and is a predicted model, not a curated record. Gene Ontology annotation, molecular function: monosaccharide binding; glucosamine 6-phosphate N-acetyltransferase activity. The transcript is spliced from 4 exons.